Messenger RNA from Pocillopora damicornis (cauliflower coral), 1144 nucleotides. RefSeq lists its product as uncharacterized. The record is from RefSeq and is a predicted model, not a curated record. NCBI's taxonomy places the organism in Eukaryota, Metazoa, Cnidaria, Anthozoa, Scleractinia, Pocilloporidae.
UUUCAGAAUGAUCCUAGAUACGAACAUACUUACAAUGUCAUCUGUUUGUUUAUAUUUCUAUUGGUUUUGUAAUCGGACAUUUCAGCGUCACCACGCGCAUAUAGAAGCGAGUUUAGCGUCCCUGUAAUCAGUUCUUCGCAAGUUUUUUGAGUACUCUAGGUGAACUUUCGUCUUUUCGUUUCUUAAACCUUUGGCAUAAGCGGGAUCGAUAUAAAUAUGGUGUACAAGACGAAAAAACGUUUGAAUUUUACGAAGUGUUUAAAGUCCAAGUGGCUGACUGAUGUGAAAGAUUAUGAAUUGAGGAAAAGAACAAUUGUGGUCAACAUUUCCAACAAGGAUGCCCUCAUCUCGGGGCCGGAACCUCGCAAAGUUUUGCAGCCGAGAAAGUCCACGAUUUUAGCAGGUGUAAGUGUCAUAAGUGCCGAGUCUCUCGUGCUCAUCAAAAUCUCGGACGAAAUCAAUAUCGGUGGCUGUGUUCUGGAAGACGGCUGGUGUCAGCUGACAGCACAGGACCCAACUUACCCGUGGGAUGUUCCGUUGUACAAGUCCCCACAGUUUGACGUCGGGUGUGUUGAAUUUGACCCUUGCACAGUAACGGGAACCGAAAGGCCAAGCUUGUCUGACGGUGGUGUGAAGAAGUUUAACAUUAAAGUGAACGUGUGGUUCUGCCCGGCUAAAACCAACUGCGGAAUUCAUAAUGUACACACUAAACCGGAGAUGUUAGAGGUCCACACCCAGAUAUAUGGCACAGGUAGAAUGCAGAAAUUCCUCUCCAAAGACUUCAACAGCAUUUAUGAAGAUGUGCUCAUGGUACCUGGAUUUACCCAUGAUCCUUUUGCUGGUGUCAAGGAUAACGGUGACGUUUUCUAUGGUUGGCACCAGUACUACUCUGAUACUGAUUGUAUCUGGAUGGCCAUCGAAUACCAUCCGGCAUGAUUCAGUUAAAACUCUGUAUUCUUCACCCAAAAGCCAGCAGUCAUUAUCAAAACACGGCAAUAACCUUAGCAUAAUAGUUUAUUUUUUGUUGAGCUAUAUGAAUGUAUGAAUUGAGUGCUAUCUACAAAGCAGAAAAAAGCACUGAUAUAAAAAGCAUGUAGUAUCUCUGUGAUUGAGUCCACUGCAAAUAAAUUAUUUCAUAAGUGAA